Messenger RNA from Nelumbo nucifera (sacred lotus), 1148 nucleotides. RefSeq names its product protein GENOMES UNCOUPLED 4 (gene GUN4). Gene Ontology annotation, cellular component: chloroplast. Lineage: Eukaryota; Viridiplantae; Streptophyta; Magnoliopsida; Proteales; Nelumbonaceae. The record is from RefSeq and is a predicted model, not a curated record. Gene Ontology annotation, molecular function: tetrapyrrole binding. Gene Ontology annotation, biological process: chloroplast-nucleus signaling pathway.
ACAAGCACAACACAAUCUCUCUCUCUCUCUCUCUCUCUCUAUGGCCACCACCACUUCCCUCCAGACUCUCCACCGUUACCGUCUCCACGGGCGCCACAAAGCAGAUACCCCUCCCUCCACCUUCUCCGGUUUCUUCCUGAAACCUACAACCACCAAUCCACCCUCUCCCUCUUUCCCCCACAAACUCUCCACCGCCCACGUCACUCUCUUCUCUACAACCUCCACCGCGGCUACUCCAACUUCACCAACACUUUCCUACGACCUCCUCGAACAAUUUUUAUCUUCGAAUGAUUUCCGUCAAGCCGACGAAGAGACUCGACGUCUCCUUAUUGUCCUCGCCGGAGAAGCUGCUCAAAAACGUGGUUAUGUUUUCUUCUCUGAAGUCCAAUUCAUCUCGGAGCCUGACCUCCAGAUCAUAGACAGACUCUGGCGGCAAUAUAGCGGUAACAAGUAUGGUUACAGCGUUCAGAAGAGAAUAUGGGAGAAGGUGAACAAGGACUUCACCAAGUUCUUCUUGAAGGUUGGCUGGAUGAAGAAGCUUGACACAGAGGUUGAGCAGUAUAACUACAGAUCUUUCCCUACUGAGUUCAUUUGGGAAUUGAAAGAUGAUACACCCGAGGGUCACCUUCCUCUGACAAACGCUCUUAGAGGGACCCAACUCCUCAAUAGCAUUCUCACCCAUCCUGCCUUUCAAUCCACAGAAGAUGAGACAGAGAAUGAGGAAGUAAGUUCCCAAGACUCCGGGCAAAAUCCAAAACUUUUGAGCAAGAGAGUUUUCAAAACAGACUACAGCUUCUGAAUUUGGAUUAUCAACUGAUUUGGGAGAGGACAACAAGGCUGAAUUACGUUGGAGCUAGCUCUGAAGUGAUCGCUUCGAUUUGGUUUUCUCUGAAUGCCGUUCUGUUCUGUUCCUUGCCUCCUGAUGGUAUUGGAUUUUCUUUUUUCCACUGAUCUGCAAGACUGCAAGACUGCAAGCGUGGGUAAAGGUCAAAUUUCAAUUUAUUGUGACAUAAAUAUGCUUAUCGAUCGAAGGUAAACGGAAAGAGUUUUCUAGUUUUGAUAAAUUUUCAGUAUAUUUGCCUGAUGAUGUAAUUGUAAUGUAUUACUAAUUACUAUCAAUCAAAAAAAGUGCUUUUUCGGUCUACUAA